Ochotona princeps (American pika) is the source of this 1958-nucleotide messenger RNA. It is a transcript of the gene KLHL20, whose product is annotated as kelch like family member 20. The record is from RefSeq and is a predicted model, not a curated record. Lineage: Eukaryota; Metazoa; Chordata; Mammalia; Lagomorpha; Ochotonidae. The transcript has 12 exons. Bases 127 to 1956 code for a protein of 609 amino acids. Gene Ontology annotation, molecular function: protein binding.
CUUCCUGCUUCUGGAGCGGGGCGGAAAUAGCUGCGGGCGCUGCAUCCUGCUGCUGAGGUCCUCGGAGGAGAGAGUGUGGGAGCCGGGCUCGGCUGUGGAGGGUGGUGAAGGUGCCGUUCAUGGUGCAUGGAAGGCGAGCCAAUGCGCAGGUGUACCAACGUUCGACCAGGAGAGACUGGCAUGGAUGUCACAAGCCGCUGCACUCUCGGAGACCCCAACAAGCUGCCGGAAGGGGUUCCCCAGCCUGCGCGCAUGCCCUACAUCUCAGACAAGCACCCUCGGCAGACCUUGGAAGUGAUUAACCUUCUGAGAAAGCACCGGGAGCUAUGUGACGUGGUGCUGGUCGUGGGGGCCAAGAAGAUCUACGCCCAUCGGGUCAUCCUGUCGGCCUGCAGUCCCUACUUCCGGGCUAUGUUUACCGGAGAGCUGGCCGAGAGCCGGCAGACCGAGGUGGUGAUCCGGGACAUCGACGAGAGGGCCAUGGAGCUGCUGAUCGACUUCGCCUACACCUCCCAGGUCACCGUGGAGGAGGGCAAUGUGCAGACUCUGCUGCCGGCCGCUUGCCUCCUGCAGCUGGCCGAGAUCCAGGAAGCCUGCUGUGAGUUCCUAAAGAGGCAGCUAGAUCCUUCCAACUGCCUGGGCAUCCGGGCUUUUGCUGAUACACACUCAUGUCGUGAGUUGCUGAGGAUAGCAGACAAGUUCACUCAGCACAACUUCCAGGAGGUGAUGGAAAGUGAGGAGUUCAUGUUGCUUCCGGCCAACCAACUCAUUGAUAUAAUAUCUAGUGACGAGCUGAAUGUCCGCAGUGAAGAGCAAGUGUUCAAUGCAGUGAUGGCCUGGGUCAAAUACAGUAUUCAGGAGCGGCGGCCGCAGCUACCCCAGGUGCUCCAGCACGUCCGCCUGCCUCUGCUUAGCCCCAAGUUCCUGGUGGGCACGGUGGGUUCCGACCCCCUCAUCAAAAGUGAUGAAGAAUGCAGAGACUUGGUGGAUGAGGCCAAGAACUACCUGCUGCUGCCUCAGGAGCGACCCCUGAUGCAGGGCCCCCGGACGAGGCCGCGCAAGCCCAUCCGCUGCGGGGAGGUGCUGUUCGCAGUUGGUGGUUGGUGCAGUGGAGACGCCAUUUCCAGCGUGGAAAGAUACGACCCCCAGACGAACGAGUGGCGCAUGGUGGCUUCAAUGAGCAAGAGGCGGUGUGGGGUUGGGGUGAGCGUCCUCGAUGACCUGCUGUAUGCAGUAGGCGGCCACGACGGGUCUUCUUACCUCAAUAGUGUAGAAAGGUAUGACCCCAAAACAAACCAGUGGAGCAGCGAUGUGGCCCCGACCAGCACCUGCAGGACGAGCGUUGGCGUGGCCGUGCUGGGCGGCUUUCUGUAUGCUGUGGGCGGCCAGGAUGGCGUGUCUUGCCUCAACAUUGUCGAGAGGUAUGACCCAAAGGAGAACAAGUGGACCCGGGUCGCCUCCAUGAGCACCAGGAGGCUGGGCGUGGCCGUGGCCGUGCUGGGAGGGUUCCUGUACGCGGUAGGCGGCUCUGACGGGACGUCUCCUCUGAACACAGUGGAACGCUACAACCCGCAGGAGAACAGGUGGCACACCAUCGCCCCUAUGGGCACGCGGAGGAAGCACCUGGGCUGCGCCGUGUACCAGGACAUGAUCUACGCUGUCGGGGGCAGAGACGAUACCACCGAGCUCAGCAGCGCCGAGAGGUACAACCCCAGGACCAACCAGUGGUCCCCAGUGGUGGCCAUGACGUCCCGCCGCAGCGGGGUUGGCCUCGCGGUGGUCAACGGGCAGCUGAUGGCAGUAGGCGGUUUUGACGGCACAACGUACUUGAAAACCAUUGAGGUGUUUGAUCCUGACGCCAACACAUGGAGGUUAUACGGCGGCAUGAAUUACCGCCGCCUGGGGGGCGGCGUCGGAGUGAUUAAAAUGACACACUGUGAGUCCCACAUAUGGUGACC